AUGGCAUCACCACAGCCACUACCAGAGCGAGCUGUUUCCCAGCUGCCUCCGCCACCUCCCCUGCCGCCCAGGAACAGCUCCCAAUUGCCUCCGCCACCUCCCUACUCGGUUGUGGACGAGUCUCGAAUCUUCCCGGCUUCUCAGAAUCAGGGGAUUCCCAAAAAUGCGCAAAUCCUACGCUCCAAGAAUUCCCGUGCCUCGUCAUCGCAGUCUCUGGCGCCCUCAGAGUCCAGCUCAGACACCAGACGGACUCUCUUGUUGGUUUAUAUCCAUGGAUUCUACGGCAAUGACCAGUCCUUCCAUUCAUUCCCUGCUCACGUGCACAACUACUUGCGUGAAGCCCUGUCAGAAACGCAUGUUGUUCACUCCAAACUGUAUCCCAGGUACAAGACAUACAAGGCUAUUGAGAUUGCGCGGGAUAAUUUCAGCGCUUGGUUGGAGCCUCACGAGUCGCCCAAUACCGAUGUCAUUCUCAUCGGCCACUCCAUGGGGGGCCUCCUGGCUGCCGAGAUGGUUCUCAUGGCAGCACCAGCGUCUCCCAGCGAAGGCACCACCCCAUCGUCUGCCCCAGAUGCCCAAUCCGCUGAGGUGCAAACCGUCUCUUCUGCUACAUCCAUCGACAGCCCACUCAGAGGGCCAAGAGAUCCCAACUUUGAUCCCCCCUUCUUCAAUGAUGCGCCGUUCCGAGAGCAGCCGUUUCUUACCCGCAUGCUCAACUUUAGCACCAAGCAUUGGUCUGAAGGCAUAUUCGCCGCCUUGGGUCAUCAUGUUGCCUCUCACCUAGAAUUCGGCGGAUGUCUUGCCGACUACCGUGGGCUAAUGUCCCGAUAUAACCAAAUCCGUGCCCUCGAAGAUAUUGACGAUCUCCAAGCUUUGAGCGGCGGUGUAGCCGACAGCUCGCAUCCUCGAGUUCGCUUCCUAAAUUACUACACGCUGGCGCCUGGACGCCCAAAGCCAGUCUCAGCUAAAGGCAGUCGUGAUAUAAGCCAGGUAGAUCUCUCAGCGGAUACCGUACCAGAGAGCAAGGUUGCUAUUGGGAUAGACAAGGAGCUUGUCGAUAUUGUUCUUACAACCGCAGACGACAGUCAAAUUGACGACAAUCCGAGAGACUCCAUCUCGACCAAUCCACCAAAGGCCAGCACUCCGGCUCGAGGGGACCACAUGGACGAUUCAGCAUCGGCUUCGGAGCUAAUAGGGGAGAUCAGUAUCAAGGAUGUUGAUUCGGAUUCCGAGAUGGAGAAACCCAGUCCAUCUCCCGAUCUUACCCGGUUCUCUAUGCAAGAAAUUGAGCCAAUCCCUAUCGAUGAGGAUGAACAAGAUGUGGAACAGAACUUGGAUACAACGAUAACGACCAACUCAGAACAAUCAUAUCCUCCCAUUGAGUAUGCAGGGGAUAGAACGAAGACUCUGUCCGAACAAACACCCAUCUCCCCAGAUCCAGACCUCCCUCCAAUUCCUGAUCUCCCCCCACCCCCUGAACAGCCCGAUCUCUCACAGUACACAGACAAGGAUUCACGCAAGCAAGCAGAGAAAGAAUUCAGCCGCCUCCAGAAAGCCUACGAGAACGCCGUAAAGGACCGCACCAAAGCCCUCCGCGAACGCGAGAAACUCCUCGAGAAGCGCCAAAAGAAGGCCCAGAAAGACGCAGACAAGCUAGAAAAGGACGCCAAGAAGCAGAAGCAGAAAUCCGAACAAGAACAAAGGCGGCUGGAGAAAGAAGCCGAAAAGGCCAUGAAAGCAGAAAAGAAACGACAAGAAAAAGACGACGCCGCCCAAGCGAAACACCUCAGGAGCGCUUCCAAGAGCGUCGCCGCCAGCGCUACUACUACUGCUACUGCUGCUGCUGCUGCUGCUACCCCGGAGAAGAUGCCCGAGACGGAGCCCGAAACCACGCCGCCGGGGAGCAAGAAGCCCAAGAAGCUGCGUAAGUUCUGCAACACGCCCGCCAAGAGGGAUGACGGCGUCGUCGCGGAUCCGACGUGGGUGAGCGUGUACAUGGACGGCAUGGACGAAGUGACUGCGCACUGCGCGCUGUUCCUGCCCGGGCCGCACUAUGAUGGGCUGGUGGGCGAUGUGGCGAGUCGGAUCGUGGGAUGGGUGCAGAAUGAUUUGUCUGUGAGGGCUAUGUUGGAGAUGGAUUGA
Trichoderma reesei QM6a is the source of this 2142-nucleotide messenger RNA. RefSeq lists its product as uncharacterized. The transcript is spliced from 2 exons. NCBI's taxonomy places the organism in Eukaryota, Fungi, Ascomycota, Sordariomycetes, Hypocreales, Hypocreaceae. The record is from RefSeq and is a predicted model, not a curated record. The coding region runs from base 1 to 2142 and encodes 713 amino acids.